Schistocerca cancellata (South American locust) is the source of this 3170-nucleotide messenger RNA. Its product is annotated as tubulin beta-1 chain-like. Bases 100 to 1443 code for a protein of 447 amino acids. Gene Ontology annotation, molecular function: GTP binding; GTPase activity; structural constituent of cytoskeleton. The record is from RefSeq and is a predicted model, not a curated record. The transcript is spliced from 3 exons. Lineage: Eukaryota; Metazoa; Arthropoda; Insecta; Orthoptera; Acrididae. Gene Ontology annotation, biological process: mitotic cell cycle; microtubule cytoskeleton organization. Gene Ontology annotation, cellular component: cytoplasm; microtubule.
CGGAAAGUGUGCUGCUGCGUCGGCACCGAAUCGAUUGCAGUCUGCGAGAGUACGAGCGAGAGUGAGUACGUGUGCGGCAAGCAGUCCAGCCGUCGCAAUAUGAGAGAGAUAGUUCAUAUACAGGCUGGUCAAUGCGGUAACCAGAUCGGCGCAAAGUUCUGGGAAAUUAUAUCGGACGAGCAUGGCAUUGAUCCAACUGGUGCCUACCACGGAGACUCCGAUUUGCAACUAGAACGCAUUGAAGUAUACUACAAUCAGGCAUCAGGGGGCAAAUAUGUGCCUCGUGCUAUCUUGGUGGAUCUCGAACCCGGUACGAUGGAUUCUGUUCGGUCGGGGCCUUUUGGGCAGAUAUUCAGGCCAGAUAAUUUCGUUUUUGGUCAGAGUGGAGCCGGCAACAACUGGGCAAAAGGCCACUACACGGAGGGAGCUGAACUGGUAGAUUCCGUGCUGGACGUUGUACGCAAGGAGGCAGAAGGCUGCGAUUGCUUACAGGGAUUUCAGCUAACCCACUCCCUGGGUGGUGGCACAGGUUCUGGCAUGGGCACCUUGCUUAUUUCAAAGAUUCGUGAAGAAUAUCCCGACAGAAUUAUGAAUACUUAUUCCGUUGUGCCCUCGCCCAAGGUUUCUGACACAGUUGUGGAGCCAUACAAUGCCACACUAUCGGUACACCAACUAGUAGAAAAUACUGAUGAAACUUAUUGUAUUGACAAUGAAGCCCUGUACGACAUUUGUUUUCGCACACUGAAACUUGCAAUGCCAACAUAUGGAGAUCUGAACCAUUUGGUUUCCUUAACAAUGUCUGGUGUAACAACAUGUCUAAGGUUUCCAGGACAGUUAAAUGCUGACUUGCGCAAAUUAGCAGUUAACAUGGUUCCUUUCCCACGCCUACAUUUCUUCAUGCCUGGGUUUGCCCCACUGACAGCUCGUGGCAGUCAGCAGUAUAGAGCCCUUACUGUUCCAGAGCUUACACAACAGAUGUUUGAUGCUAAGAACAUGAUGGCAGCUUGUGAUCCUCGUCAUGGUCGAUACUUGACUGUUGCAGCUAUCUUCAGAGGUAGAAUGUCCAUGAAAGAAGUGGAUGAGCAGAUGCUAAACAUCCAAAACAAAAACAGCAGCUACUUUGUAGAAUGGAUCCCAAAUAAUGUUAAAACUGCAGUGUGUGACAUUCCACCCCGUGGGCUCAAAAUGUCUGCUACGUUCAUUGGAAAUUCUACUGCUAUUCAGGAGCUCUUCAAGCGCAUAUCUGAGCAGUUUACUGCUAUGUUCCGCCGUAAAGCUUUCCUUCAUUGGUAUACUGGAGAGGGGAUGGAUGAAAUGGAGUUUACUGAGGCGGAGUCAAACAUGAAUGACCUGGUGUCAGAGUAUCAGCAGUACCAGGAAGCUACUGCAGAUGAAGAUGCAGAGUUUGAAGAAGAACAGGAGGGGGAAGUCGAGGAAAAUUGAGAUAUGCCCUUUAAUGUAUUCUAGAGAGUAUAAUUUCUGUUCCAUUUGCCGUGAAUUUUUAGGACGACACAAUUAAUGCGUACUUCGGUUAGUAUGUUUAAUGUGUAUGCUAUUGUAUGUUGUAGAUAUGACAGCAACAAUAUCAUGAACUCCUCAUUUCAAAUAUCAGCAGAGAACUUGUUAGCAAUCUCAGUUUUUAAAUUUUAUAUCAGUUUCCUAAUUUUUAUAUUAUAAAUUUUAUUAUUUAUACUAUAAAUAAAAUGUCAUUCUUGUCUGAAUUUUCAUUUAAUUUUUUUCUGAUGGCAUUCUAUGAAACUGGACGUACACACUAUAUACAACAUGCAUUACAUAUUUAAUGAAAUGAUAGCAAUAGUGAAAUUAAACUACUGACCUAUCAUUUUCAGAUAUCAGAAUAUCUUAGAUGAUGAACUUUAUAAAGCUAUGUGUAGUAUCUGAUGCACCAGCUGUUUAAUGUUUCAUAAAUUGUUGCAGAUUAGAAUAAGCACUCUUUUCAGCCAUUUAAACCACAUGUACUUUUGUUUAGUUUAGUAAAGCUUCAUAGUUUUUAAGAAAGAAUGCAGUUUUCGCAUAAUAUAGACUUGCAGGCAAGCACAAGUGGUAACUUUACCUUUUACGAACUAGCACUUUUGUAUAGCCACAGAUUUUGUUCUCAUUUUCUUCAUUUCCAUUAAGUGAAGUCAAUACUCAAUUUUCAAAUACAUACAAAUUUUUUAGCAGCAGUUCAGAGCACAUUUUAUGUUGGCACCGUAUUGUUUGCAUUUUAUAUUCUGCUAUUCUGUGGGUAAUAUUGGUGCUGCUCAAAAGGACUAGUGACGUCUGUAAAAAUGUGCAUGGAUGACAUGGUACAAAAAGGGCUUCAUUAAACAGAGAAACUGCUGUUCCAACAACCACAUAAUUAAGACACCACUGAGUUGUCCUUUACAACAAUAGAUUAAUAGUUACUGACACUAUACUUUUUUUUUGCACAGAGAGAUUAUUGUAAAGGAUAAGCACCCUGGAAGCAAGACACUACUGGCAGUAGUUUACUACUACCUCGAAUUCGAGUCUCGUCCCUUAUUUGCAUGAUCACUCAACUAACGGUUUUGUCCAGUGUACUAAUCCAGUUCAACAUUGUUAUAUUCUUAUGCUAUAUGUGCUGACAUCUAAGUGCCACAGUAACACUCAUUUUCAAAUUUUAGAGUGUCAAAUUUUAUUGUGAUUCAUUGUUAACCAUCAGUUACUAUCACGCCAUUUGUAUGUCAUAGAUGGCAUCAGUGCAGUUAAGCAGAAGAGGAGUAUCAACUCAUUGCUUUUGUAUUUUGCUGAGGGAUGUGCCCAAGAAGAUAGUGUGUCAUUCAGAUAUUAGUGUCAUUAUUCUUGCAAAAAUGUAAUUGAAACCAUUAUUGCCAUAAUCAUGGCAGUGAUACACAAAAAUUGGUAGCUUUUGGUUCAAAUGGAGUGCAGCACAAAAUAGAGAUUAAUUAGCUGUAAAGAGUUUCAUGCAUUCACAACUUUCUUUGGUAUGAACAAGGUAAUAAUCCAAUUCCAUCUGGCCCAUGGAUCUUUCUCGAAGCAUUAGAACAGAGGACUAUCUGUUGACAAUGCCACCUCUGAUCUUGCAUUGAACAAUAUGAUGUGGAAAAAUUGUUGUGGUUUUAUAUUGUGUGUACAUAAGUACUUAGGCAUUAUUGUUUAUUGGUAAUUGAACAGCCACAUUAGCUGCUGUA